Erinaceus europaeus (western European hedgehog) is the source of this 9418-nucleotide messenger RNA. It is a transcript of the gene SCN7A, whose product is annotated as sodium voltage-gated channel alpha subunit 7. The coding region runs from base 306 to 5342 and encodes 1678 amino acids. NCBI's taxonomy places the organism in Eukaryota, Metazoa, Chordata, Mammalia, Eulipotyphla, Erinaceidae. Gene Ontology annotation, biological process: neuronal action potential; sodium ion transmembrane transport; membrane depolarization during action potential. The transcript is spliced from 25 exons. Gene Ontology annotation, molecular function: voltage-gated sodium channel activity. Gene Ontology annotation, cellular component: voltage-gated sodium channel complex; plasma membrane; axon. The record is from RefSeq and is a predicted model, not a curated record.
AGCCUGCAGACCGCGGGCGCGGCUUCACUGCGCGCAGGCAGGUGGGGUCUCUGGGUCAGUGGCUGAGCAGCCACUCCCGUGCCCAGGUUGCUAGCUGGCAUUUUUGCGAGGCGCAUCUUCUGCAGAGCUGUGGUCGGCUGAGUGGAAUCAGCUGGGGAGGGCAGACGCCAGCCUAGCAACACCCCAGCAACCAGAGCUCUGGGAACCAGAGAGAUCUGGGAAGGAAAAGAAGCCCUGGAGGAGAAAAGGUCUCUAAGGAGCCCUGUUUGUCAGGGUUCCCUCAGGUGUUGUUGCAGGCCCAUCACAUGGUAGCAAGUACAAAAUUGGAGAUGGCUUCCCCAGAAUCUAAGGAACUUGUGCCCUUUACUAGAGAAUCUCUUGAACUUAUUAAACAACGUAUUGCAAAAAAACGCAGUGAGGAAUACCAGGAAGAUGAAGAUCUGAAGCCAAGCAUUGACUUGGAAGUUGGGAAAAAGCUUCCAUUUGCUUAUGGAGCUCUUCCUCAAGAAAUGGUGUCAGAGCCCUUGGAAGAUGUGGAUCCAUACUAUAAGAACAAAAAGACUUUCAUGGUGUUAAAUAAAAAGAGAACAAUAUUCAGAUUCAAUGCCACCUGGUGUACAUUGUCCCCUUUCAGUUUAAUUAGAGGAACAACUAUUAAGGUUUUGAUACAUCCUUUUUUCCGAAUGUCAAUGCUAAUUAUUGUCCUGACUGAUUGCCUGUUUAUGUCAAUGUCUAACAUGCCAGAAUGGGGAGCAGUAUUACAGACUGCUUUCCUUGGAAUUUAUAUAUUUGAAAUAUUUUUAAAGAUGAUUGCAAGAGGCAUCUGGGCAGGAUCCUUUUACUUCUUCGGUGACCCCUGGAACUGGCUUGACUUCAUUGUGACUUUACUUGAGCUUAUAGCAAGAUUUCCACCUCAAAGUUUCUUUUCUGUAGUUAUAGCUGUAAGAAGUUUAAGAAGCUUGAAAAUUAUUCCUUUAACUCAAGGUCUUAAGUCUUGUUUAGGGAUCCUGACCCACUGUUUGAAGAAGCUUAGUGGUGUAAUUAUGCUAACUCUGUUUUAUCUGAGCGUAUUUUCACUAAUUGGAAUGGGAUUCUUCAUGGGCAAUCUGAAGCAUAAAUGUUUGCGAUGGCCCCAAGAAAAUGAAACUGACAUCCAUCAUAACAAAAGUGGAACUCCAUCUUACAUUCCAGAAGCAGACAACUUUUACUUCCUCGAAGGAGAAAGUUCUGCUCUUCUUUGUGGCAACAGAACAGAUGCUGGUCAGUGUCCUGAAGGAUAUGUUUGUGUAAAAGCUGGCUUAAAUCCUGAUGAUGGCUAUACAAAUUUUGACAACUUUGGCUGGGCCUUACUUGCUCUAUUUCGAUUAAUGACACAGGAUUUCCCUGAAGCACUUUAUCACCAGAUUCUGUAUGCUUCUGGGAAGAUCUACAUGAUAUUUUUUGUUGUGAUAAGUUUUUGGUUUGCCUUUUAUUUGGCAAGUUUGUUCUUGGGUAUCAUUGCUAAAGCCUAUGAAGAGGAAAAACAAAAGGCUGCAGAGAAAGCUAAGAACAUUGAACCAAAAUUUCAACAGACUUUUAAAGAACUUCAAGAAGGAGAUGAAGCUGCAGAGACAAAGAACACACAAAUAGAAAUGAAGAAAAGAUCACCAACUUCAAUGACUACUACUAUGGAUAUGUCAGGUGAUACUACUCUCAGACAUGAAGAAGGCAUUGAAAAACCCAGGAAGAAAUGCCCAUUGUUUUGGUAUAAAUUUGCUAAAUCUUUUUUGAUCUGGAAUUGUUGUCCUUGUUGGUUAAAACUGAAAGAUUUUGUCCAUAAGAUUGUAAUGGAUCCAUUUGCUGAUCUUUUCCUUGUCAUGUGCAUAAUUCUAAACAUCUAUUUUUUGGCUUUGGAGCAUUAUCCAAUGACUGUAGAAACCAGCAAUGUUCUCAGCAUUGGAAACCUGGUUUUUAUUGGCAUAUUUACAGCAGAAAUGAUUUUUAAAGUAAUUGCCAUGCAUCCAUAUGAGUAUUUCCAAAUUGGCUGGAAUAUUUUUGAUAGCCUAAUUGUAUUCCAAGGUUUAACAGAACUUUAUCUAGCCAACAUUUUUGGAUUAUCUGCUUUUCGAAUAUUAAGGCUGUUGCGCAUUUUCAAGUUGGGGAAAUACUGGAAGACAUUUAAUAUCCUGAUGCUGACUCUUCAUAAAUCCUUGGUGGCCCUUAAGAACUUGGUCCUGCUCUUCUUCGUAUUCAUGUUCUUUUUUACCGUGGUUGGCCAGAAGCUUUUUGCCUCUAGUUACAUAGAAAAUGUUUGCCACAUAAAGAAAGACUGUGAACUCCCACGCUGGCACAUGCAUGACUUCUUGCACACCUAUCUGGUUGUGUUCCGUGUUCUCUGUGGAGAAUGGAUAGAGACUUUAUGGGAUUGCUUUAAGGUAGCAGGUGAAUUCAGCUGUUUUCCUUUUUACAUGAUGGUCAUUUUAAUUGGAAAUUUUUUGGUAAUUUACCUGUUUCUGGCAUUGGUGAACUCAUUUAGUUUAUAUAAGACUACACUAGUUGAGGAGACUCCUGAAGCAAAAAAUCUGCAGCGUGCGAUGGCAAAGAUUAAGAAUGGAAUAAAUUAUAUGCUUUCUAAACUAUUUUGCAAGACCCCAAAUGUUUCAAAGGAGAAAAUGGACAAUGUUAAUGAGAUGUGCUUUAAGGAGAAUAUUUCUGAUCAUACCCUUUCUGAAUUGAGCAACACACAAAUUUUUCUCCAAGAUAAGGAAAAAAGCAGUGACACAGAGAGAAACACAAUGAUGGAAAAUGAGAGUCAAUCCCUUAUUCCCAGUCCCAGUGUUUCAGAAACUGUACCAAUUGCUUCAGGAGAAUCUGAUAUAGAAAAUUUGGAUAAUAAGGAGAUUCAGAGCAAGUCAGCUGAUGGAAGCAGCAGAGAGAAAGUGAAACAAUCUAGCUCAUCUGAAUGCAGUACAGUUGAUAUUAUCUCUGAAGAAAUAAUCUAUGAACAUGAAAAGCUAAAGCAUCAUAAAAAAGACUAUGGACCUGAUCAAAUCAGUAAAGCAUCCAGGAAAGGAAAAAUGUGGAAAAACAUAAGGAAAACCUGCUGCAAAAUAGUAGAAAAUAGUUUCUUCAAGUGUUUUAUUGGCAUCAUCACUCUGAUUAGCACAGCUGCACUGGCCUUUGAAGAUAUAUACAUUGACCAGAGAAAAACCAUUAAGAUCUUGUUAGAAUAUGCUGACAUGAUCUUUGCUUACAUCUUCAUUUUGGAAAUGCUUCUAAAGUUGGUGGCAUAUGGUUUUAAAGCCUAUUUUAAAAAUGGCUGGUACAGGCUGGACUUCAUGGUUGUUAUUGUGUUUUGUCUUAACUUAAUAGGAAAAUCUAGGGAAGAACUUAAACCACUUGCUUCCAUUAAAUUCCUCCGGGGACUCAGAGUUCUAUCUCAAUUUGAAAAAAUGAAGGUUGUUGUAAGAGCACUAAUAAAAACAACUUUACCUACUUUGAAUGUGUUUCUUUUUGGCCUGAUGAUCUGGCUCACUUUUAGCAUCAUGGGAGUAAACCUAUUUGCUGGCAAAUUCUAUAGGUGCUUUGGCCCAGAAAGCGAGGAUGUUUUUCCUUUACCUGAAGUCUUGAAUAGAAGUGAUUGUGAAAGCCUUGCACUAAAUGAAUCUUUUUCCUGGAAGAAAAUACAAGUAAACUUUGAUAAUGUUGGGAAUGGUUUCCUUGCACUGCUGCAAGUGGCAACAUUUAAUGGAUGGCUUGAUGUUAUGUACUCAGCAAUUGAUUCUAUUGACGUUGAUAUCCAGCCUAGGUAUGAACACAAUUUCUACAUGUAUUUUUACUUCAUCAACUUUGUUAUCCUUGGAUUAUUUCUCCCUCUGAGUAUGCUGAUUGGUGCAAUUGUUGCCAGUUUCAACAAGUACAAGAUAACAGGCUCAAAUAUCUUUAUAACAGUAGGACAGAAGAAACAUUACCGUGUGCUGAAGAAAAUGAUGUGUGAGGACUCUCAAAAGCCAAUGCCUCGUCCAGGAAACAAGUUCCAAGGACUGAUUUUUGACAUGGUAACAAGUCAAGCUUUUAAUAUCAUCAUUUUGGUUCUUAUCUGUGUUCAAGCAAUAGUCAUGAUGACAGAAAGUGAUGAACAGAGCACAAGCAUGGUGCUUGCUCAAAGCUGGAUUGACCUAAUUUUGGUGAUACUAUACACUGUAGAAUGUGUAUUGAAACUUACUGCUUUCCGGUGUCUCUAUUUUUCAAGUGGAUGGAACAUUUUUGACUUUGUGGUAGUUGUGUCCUCUCUUACAGGACUGCUUAUACCAGCGAUGACCGGAUUCUAUCUUAUACCUCCUGUUCUUGUGCAGCUAAUACGUCUUUUUCGGAUCUUCCAUAUCCUACGCCCUGGGAAAGGACCCCGGUUUCUACAUAAUCUGAUACAUCCUUUGGUGCUGUCUCUCCCAGCACUGUUGAAUACCAUUCUUCUUCUAUUUCUGGUCAUGUUUGUCUAUGCCAUUUUUGGGAUGCAUAAUUUUGCUUAUGUUAAAAAGGAAUUUGGAAUUAAUGAUGUAUCCAACUUUGAAACUUUUGGUAGUAGUAUGCUCUGUCUUUUCCAGGUUACAAUAUUUGCUGGUUGGGAUGGGAUGCUUCUUGCAAUUUUCUACAGUAAACCUGACUGUGACCCUGAAAAAAUUAAUCCUGGGACUCAGGUUAGGGGAGACUGUGGUGACCCCGUUGUUGGAAUUAUUUAUUUUGUCAGUUACAUCUUCAUAUCAUGGAUCAUCAUUGUAAACAUGUACAUCAUUAUUGUUAUGGAGUACUUGUAUCUUGACUUUAAAAAAAAAACCAAGUCACUAAGUGAAGAUGACUUUAGGAGGUUUUUUCAGGUCUGGAAGAGAUUCGACCCUGAUAGAACACAGUAUAUAGACUCUAGCAAGCUUUCAGACUUCGCAGCUGCUCUUGACCCUCCUCUUUCCAUAGAAAAACCAAACAAGGGCCAGUUGGUUGCCAUGGAUCUUCCCAUGGCUGUAGGGGACAGAAUUCAUUGCCUUGACAUUUUACUUGCUUUCACAAAGAGAGUCAUGGGUAAAGAUGGGGAAGUAGAGAAAGUUCUUUCAGAGAUAGAAUCAGGAUUUAUGUCAACCAACCCUUUUAAGAUCACAUAUGAGCCUAUUACAACUACUCUGAAGAGAAAACAAGAGGCAGUCUCAGCAACCAUCAUUCAGCGUGCUUAUAAAAGUUACCGUUUGAGGCAAAAUGAUAAAAACACAUCAGAUAUUUGUAUGAUAGAUGCUGAUAGGGGGGUUCAAACUACCAAAGAAGAUUCCUAUUUUGAUAAGGUUGAGGAAAAUGCAACUAUUCAGAGUCAGAUCUAAUAGCAUUAACUGCCUCUCCCCUUCUUCACAUAUUCCCAAAUCUUAAAUGUUUAAAUAAAAAACAACCCCAAAAAUGAGAGACAGUAAAGAUUCCACUUAAUAAUCCACUGUUUACAAUGCAUGGAGGUUAGAAGUCCCCAUGCUAAAUUUGCUUCUUACCUUUAUACAUUCAACCUGAACAAUUCCUUAAUAUCUCUACAGAAGAAUCUGAGGGAGUUAAACUUGCUCACAUAUUGCUUGCUAUUUCUCCGUGGCUAAUAAGACUUGUUUCAUUUCUGAAGGAUGGGAGAGGUUCAAAUGGAGAUGUAAGAAUAGAGGACCUCCUUGUGUAUAUGUUCUAUCUUCUUUAACUUGAUGGAUUCAAAUUACUACUAAUAGGAAUUAGUUAAAAAGAGCACAUAUUUUCUUAAUGUGGGAUGAUGGCAAAAUAUAAUGCAGUGCUACAAAUCAUUAAAUCAUAAACUUGCCAAUAGAGAUGCCAAUUGGGUGAAGAGAAUGGGACAUUCCUUAAAAGUGCUUUUGAGUUCAACUAUAGAGACUCGGGCUCAUUCAAAGCAAGUUUGAAAGACUGAAUAUUAUUUUUGGAUUUGUUUAUUAUUGUUUUUUUUUUUUACUCUGGGAACUCAUGUUGUUUCACUGUUCUUGGAUUCCUGGUUUCUCAUCUCUUUGGCUUGUGUCAUACAAGCAUCAGCUGUGUAGCAAGAUGAGUUUAUAGGAUAAGAAACAUGAAAGGAACCCCAGUUAAGGUCUAUAUUUUCCUCUAUUUUCUUAUGUACACUUUUUAAAAAGUAUAUAUUUACUAAAAUUACAUGAUACAAAAUAUGUCUAUAGACUCAAGUUUUUACUUCAUCAUAAAGUUGGUGUGUUUUUAAUUAGUUAUCCAGAAUGUAACGUUGAGUAUAUAAAUUCUGACAAAUGCAUGCCAUAAUAUGAUUUAGAAAAGUCAAGGGCUAUCAUUGUAUUGAGGGAUUGUCAGUGUUUCGAACCUUAUUUGGGAAAUUGGACACUUUGAAGUAUUUUUCAUUAUACCUUAUGGUUUUUAUCAUUUAAAGAAAAAUGAUCAGUAGAACUGAAUUGGGAGAUAAAAGUGUAAGUUUAUUGGUGGUGAAGUUUUAUAAGAUUAGUACAUGCGAGUUACCAUGUCACCUAUUUUUUCAAGCUUUUUUCAAAUCUCAUAUACAAUUCUGUGAAAUUUUUAUGCUGGAAAAGCUCUAAAAUACUAAACAUUAGUUUUCACCAUUGAAAUUAUUUUAAAAUAUAAAUAAAGUAGUUGGAUAUUUACUUAUUCAAAAUGCAGUUAUACCCAUGUAGUUUGGAAUUCUAACUUCUAUUCUACUUGUAUACAGACUGAUUUUAUUGUGCCUACAAAGUCCUAAGGAUUCAAAAAGAAAAUAUGUAUGCCAUUGGUAUAUAUCACAAGCUUUACAUAUGCUGUAUGACAUUUAAUAUUAAUUAAAUAUCAGUAAUUGCAUUUUAUUAUGAAUGCAUGCUCUUGAGCCUUAAUUAUUAUAAUCUGACAAUUUCUGUUCCUCAGAAAUUUAUUGACCUGACCAAGAUGCCUUUGGGGGAUUCCCUAAGCAAACGUAAUUUCAGGGUUUUGAUUCUUUCUAGAAGUAUUCCUUUCUCCUCUUGCUCUCCAUUAUAUGGUGAGAACCAGGGAGGAAUCAGUAUUAAUGUGGUGAAAUGAUUGGUUGGUGCUUUACCUAAGCUUCUAAGUUUUCUAUCUCUUCAAAAUGAUUUAAUGUAGAAACUGCUUUAGAUCUUGAACUGAUUAAUUGCUUGAUUCUGAAAAUUCCAUCACUGCAUUUUGGUUGAAAAUUUAUAGCUUUAAUUAGUAACAAUUUGUCACUACCUGACAAAAACUGUGUAGAGUUAUUUUUAACAAAAUCUUAUAUAUAUAUUAAACCUUUUAGAUAUCAUAUAAAGUAAUAAAUACAUCCUGCUAACUAUAACAAGUGUUUUCAUUUCUAAUUUUUACUAGACUGGUGACUCUGUAAAAUAAGAAUUUUUUAAUUUAAGAUUUACAUUAAAGACCUUUUAAGAUUUCAAAUAAAAAAACAAAGAUAAAAACAUGACUAAUUCUAUAGGAGUCACUUAAUUUUGUAAAAUAAGUCUUAGCAAACCUACCAGAUUUCCCUAAGCAUUGAAAAAGUGUUCAGAGAACCCCUAAAACUCAGAAUCAGAAACUACCUUCAUCUUUCAGAAAACAUAUAUCUACAUAACUUUAAAAUCACAUGUUAGCUAAUGGAAAAUUCUUUCAACUCCAAUCCAACAGUCAUUCAGCUUUUACAAAAUCCUCAUUUCUGGAUUCUACUCUAGGUUGCCUGAAAGUAACAUCCCCUCUAAUAGAUUCUUCUCUCCACCCUCACUGGUCACUUCUAUCAGGAACAUCACCAUAACCCUCUUGCGGGCCCCUCCAAGACUUUGCCCUCACUGUAGAGCAGCAAUGGUAGGGACUACCCCACUCUCUGAAAAGAGUCUGGGACAGACUAAUCUACUAUUCAAGAACAAUUGAGUGCAGCCUAAAGCAUGCCUAGCUGUAACCAAGGACUGCGAGCUCAGACUGACAGGGAUGCGGAGUUUACACAGGCUCUUGUGCUAAAUAGAAAUAGAUACUGGCCCUAGGUCAGGUCGAUGGGGCUUACAGUUAAUAGUUAUAUAUACUUUCCUCAUAUUUGGAGGCUUUCUAGCCCUAAUCACAACUCUUGACAUCUUCCUAGACAAGGUCAGGAAAAAAUUACUGAAGUCAUGGGCCCCUUGGAAUAUACCUAAAAUAGUUUUCCUAGUUCUCCUUGCCACACAAACAGCCCUAAUUCUACCUGCUCUAUUCCUAUUUUGGGGUUCCUGCUUAUUAAACAAUUUGUUCUGCUAUAUAUUAUACUGCCUUUCAGCCACCAAGUUGUAGAUGCUACUAUGAUGUCAGCCUGACUUCUCUGGGCAGAGGACCUCACCAGUGUGUCCCUAAGUCUCACCUCUCCAGACCCCUGCCCUACUAAGGAAUGACAGAAACAAGCUGGGGGUAUGGGUCAACCUAUAAACACCCAUGUCCAGUGGAGAAGCAAUUACAGAAGCCAGACCUCCCACCUUCUGCUCUCCAUAAAUAAUUUUGGUUCAUACUCCCAGAGGGAUAAAGAAUAGGAAAGCUUCCAAUGGAGGAGAUGGGGCAUGGAACUUUGGUGACGGGGAUUGUAUUGAAUUGUACCUCUGUUAUCUUAUAAUCAUGUUAAUCAUUUUUAAAUCACUAGUAAAAGAUAAAAAUAAAUAUAAAAUACAGGAAAAAAAGAGAAGAAAAACAAUACCUUCAAACAGUUCAGACGUGGUCCGGGAGGUGGCACAGUGGAUAAAGCACUGGAUUCUCAAACAGUUCAGAAGCCCCAUUCAUUCAAAAUGCUGUCACUGUUCUUUGCUCCCUCCCUUCUUCCCUUUCACAAAAAUCAAUUGAAGAAAUAAGCACCUCGAUUGAGAUAUAAAUAAGAUUGGCUUUUACCCUUAAAAAGGUAUUGAACCCCGGCUCCCCACCUGCAGGGGAGUCGUUUCACAGGCAGUGAAGCAAGUCUGCAGGUAGACUUUCUCUCCCCCUCUCUGUCUUCUCCUCCUCUCUCCAUUUCUCUGUGUCCUAUCCAACAACGGCAACAAGAAUAACUAUAACAAUAAAACAACAAGGGCAACAAAAGGGAAUUAAUUAAUAUUUUUAAAAGUACUGAAGCCAUUAUGUGUAUCUAUGCAAGGAUUCCCCUACUAGAGCCCCAGAUGAUGAUGUAGUGGCCUGGUAGUGACUACAGGGGCCAUCCAGAAGGAUGAAUAUGGGAUGAUCUCACUCAUAGGCAAAAGUUGAAAAACAAGAUCAGAAGGUAAAACACUAAGCAAAACUUGGACUGGAGUUGGUGUAUUGGGGGUGGGUGGGAGGGAGGGUUCAGGUCCUGGAACAUGAUGACAGAGGAUGACCUAGUGGGGGUUGUAUUGUUGAGUGGAAAACUGGAAAAAAUGUUAUGCAUGUAUUAUAUUUUACUGUUGACUGUAAGCCAUUAAUCCCCCAAUAAAGAAAUUAAAAAAUAAAGAUAAAAAAAUCAAAGGGC